Messenger RNA from Fulvia fulva, 1806 nucleotides. RefSeq lists its product as uncharacterized. The record is from RefSeq and is a predicted model, not a curated record. Lineage: Eukaryota; Fungi; Ascomycota; Dothideomycetes; Mycosphaerellales; Mycosphaerellaceae. The transcript has 2 exons. Bases 1 to 1806 code for a protein of 601 amino acids. Gene Ontology annotation, molecular function: oxidoreductase activity.
AUGGUAGAGGGUAGACCUUUACUUGAGAGCAACGGCUCCCAGACCAGAUACGAUAUGGCGAAGAAUAUGGAGGGUCAGAAGAGGAAGAAGGUGUUGGUUGUGGGUGCUGGUGCGGCGGGCAUGUCCUGCGCCCACCAUCUCGCGAACCACCCCGAUAAAUUCGAUGUCACCGUCGUGGAGGCUGUCAACUACUGCGGUGGCCAAGCAUACUCGAUCCCAUUGGAUAAGCAAAAGACGGGAGCAUCAUGGCUGAACCAGGGUGUACAAGGAGGCUCAUACAUCUUCCACCACACCAUGACUAUGUUCGCGAGAAACGGCUUCUGGGCAGAUCCUGUCAAGCUUCAGGUGUCUUUCGGUAAAGAUGAGAUGUUCUGGUCGAACGUAUACCCGACGAAGCUCUUGGAGAAGCAUGCGAGCGAGGUCAAGAGGUUCUUCUAUAUGCUGAAGAUUGUGCGUACUUUUGAGCUCCUCUUUGCGCUCCUGCCGAUAAAGUACUUGGUUAAGUUGUUUUGGUUUUCGACGGAGUUCGCGAAUGCUGUGGCUCUGCCUAUGAUUGCGCUCUUCCUGGGUACGGGGAACUAUGCGCCAGAGGUACCAACUAUUAUGCUGGACCGGCUCUGCACAAGUCCGACGUAUGGAAUGUGGUACCCUCCGGACAAGAACAGUAUUGCCUCGAAUCAGCCACCCAUGAUCGUCUUUCCAAACCUGAGCGACUUCUACGAGACUUGGCGCAAGAACCUGAUCAAGGCUGGUGUGAAGGUCCGUUUGUCCACUGAAGUGACUCGCAUCACCCGGCGUGACAAGAACGGCGUCACAGUCAAGAUCAUUGGCCGAACACCAGCAGAGGACAACCACAACAAAAACUCUGCAUGGGCACAGCCAGAUAUUGAGGGCUCCAAGGCUGAUGCUGACGCCGUGGAGACCACUGAGGAGUAUGAUGAGAUCGUCCUCUGUGUGCUCACAGACACCGCCAAGCGCCUGCUGAAGGAAACCAUCACCGGUGUCGAAUCUCGCGUGCUCGGCUCUGCCAAGUUCGCCAACGAUAUCACAGUCACCCACCAAGAUCACGAAUACAUGAAGAAGCACUACGAGAACUUCUACAGCGACAAGCUGGCCGUGUCUAGCAUCAACGGCGUCAACAUGCAAGAACGCACAGACUGGGCCAAGGACAACUUCAAGGCCAUGUACCUCAUCCGCAUGUAUCCCGAAGACCUCACAAAGCUCGAAAUGUGCUUCGACUGCACCAAUUACCAAGCUCAAUUCCCACCCGACGUCCCCUUCGAGAACCACGUCUUUCAGACCAUUUUCCUCAACAAAGAACGCGACGGCAAGAUCUGGACCAUCGACGAAAUCGACGAGAAGAAGAUUAUCCGCAAGGACUGGUGGCAUCAACUCUGCCACUCGUGGACUCACUACCUCUUCGUCGUACCCUGGAUGUGGCUGCUCCAAGGCAAGCGUCACACCCGCUACGCUGCGUCCUGGACUCUCGUCAACGCCCACGAGGUCGCUUGUAUCUCUGGAAUCAGCGCUGCGGUGGAUCUUGGCGCGGACUACCCUGAUGAUCUGGAGAGGGACAAGUUCUCGUUCUUGGCGUUUAGACUGUACUAUUUGCUUGUCUAUGGACGCUGGUAUAGCAGGAAGGCGACGAAGAAGAGUAGGGAGGGCGAGGGCGCGCAGUGGGCUACUGGUAACAAGUAUGGGAGCACUUAUAUGGGUCCGGGUGUGCAGACGAAGGUUGAUAGGAAAAUUUGGAGGGAUGAGUUGGCGGCUGGAAGGAGUACGGAGAGUUUUUAUGAGGCGAGGUAG